AUGUCUGUGACUGAGGAGCUAGAGGAUUUUAUUUUCCGGCCACAACAACAUUUAGACCCAAAGUGGUUAAAUCCUGACUUACAAGAAGCAUUGCAUAGUCCGGAAGCUUUGUGUACUUUGUUUAAUAGUUUAAUUCAAGAUCGAGAAAUAUAUUUCGACGCCGGAAAUGGUCUAGUUAAUGGUGCAGGGAUUACAGCGAAACUCGGUGAUAGUGGGAAAUAUUAUUGUGGGCUGAGGAUUCUUUCUUGCACAUGUUGUGAUGGACUAUGUGGGCCUCAUUCUGGAUGUGCCUGUCCUCCCUGCACUGCUCUUUCAGCUGAGGAAGAACUUCGGGCAUCAAUUCAAUCUAAACUUGUUGCACCAUUGCACUCUGCUCAGGUCAUAGAUGAAAUUAAAUGGAAGCAAGAUCCAGGUUCUGAAAAUCUUCAAAAUCUCAUUGAGUCAUUGGUUUGGGAGCAGCGGGUGAGAGCAAUACAUACAGCUGUAACCUGCCCAUACAUAUCACAAAUAAGACGACUGAUUGUGCUCUGUAAUAGACAUCUUGUAGCUGUAAUAAGAGAUCAAAGUCAUCACAAAGAGCCAAAAAAAGUGAAAUUAGAUAAGAAAACAUUACAUGGAGUCAGUAAUAGAGCAUUGAGUAAUGUUGUUAGUGCACUAAACAAACCAGUUGAAAUUGGCUCUGAAAUACAAGAUGAUGAAGAACAUACCGAAGAUUCUGAAAGUGCACUAGCUAGGGUGGGUGCCCGCGCUGCUUUACGUCUCGCUUUAUCACUUGUACGUCGCGCAUGGCGUUGCGGUGAAGACGCGGACGUUUGUUCUUUACUCCUGCGGGAUGCCCUUGAAGCAGUUAGGGCAUUGCCAGAUGCGGCGUUAUAUGCUGGAAAUGGACAGACUGUAGCACAAACUCCGCGCUCGCAAAAGAUAUGGGCUGAAGUUGUUGAUAGUGCUGCUAAAUUCUUACAUCAAGUAGUAGCUGGAGAAGUUGGUUGUAAUGUACCGCAAGGAGACUGGCGUACAUCAUUAUGCGUUUGGGUGGAAUUGUGCGCGAGACGAGCCGAAUUACCAGCUUUAUUGAAAGCAGCGGAUGUCUUAGUCACCUUACCACCUAAACAUAAACGACAAUCGGACAACAGGAUUGUUUUGGAAGAAUGCACAGCCCCACUAGGACCGUUUCUAAGACGAAUGGCAAAAGUGUCCGCACCAAAUCCCAUAGUUAAUUCUGAUGCGAUACCAGAAGACGAUGCGACAGCUACAUAUUUAAAAGAUUUAGACAUUCCGAGUGGCGAUGGUCUAAUAAGUGUAAAGAAAGCUGGUAUUGCUUUGUUGUGCCAUUUGGACAGACUUGGUGCACCAUUGUUACCUCCAUUGAAGGGUUUUGUUACUUGCACAGAAUCGGCCCAAGAAAUCAUUUCGGUGGGCAUUGGUCCUAUACAAUUGGGAAGUCUUAGAGUGCAGCAAAUAGCCUGUGCGGAGAAAUUGGCCUUGCUACUAACACAAGAUGGCGCCAUAUACACCCUACCGUAUGAUACAUUGACACCACACUUAGUUCCUGGUCUCGAAGGAAAGACAAUUUCUCAAGUGGCAUCACAUCCAUUGGGCCGUCAUUUUCUUUGUCGAUCGGAAUGUGGGGGAGUAUGGACCUGGGGUUCUGGGGAAGAUGGACGGUUGGGUCAUGGGGACACUGCCCCAAGAGAUGCGCCACAGGCUGUGCAUCACCUGGCUCAUCAUGAGGUUGUAAGAGUAGCUGCUGGCCCGGCUUGCAGUGCCGUAAUAACAUCUCGCGGCGCGCUUUACACGUGGGGUCGCAGCGCUCAAGGAAGGUUGGGACAUGGUACAAUCGAAAACUGUCUCACACCACAGCCAGUAUCGUUCAACGCCCACAAUAUUGAACGAAUCAUUGACGUUGCUUUAGCAUGGGGUGACGGUCAAACUCUGUGUUGUACGUGGGAAGGCGCGGUACAGGUGUUUGGAGAUAGUGAAGGUGGCACUCCGCGAACCCUCUCCGCACUGUCAAUGUUUAGAGUGACACGCGUUUACACAGGCGAGCACUGGCACGCAGCGCUUACUGAUGGCGGUCAAGUUUACACCUGGGGCAAAGGCGAGAGUUUUCGCCUCGGGCAGGGGAACUUGGAGACAUUUAAAAUACCGAAACUUGUAGAGGCUUUUCAAGGUGUAAAAAUUGUCGACUUAUCAUUGGGGUCAACUCAUGCUAUUGCUUUGUCGUCGGAUGGAUUAGUUUACGCAUGGGGAACGCAUGAGAGAGCUCAAAUUUCCAAUCCUGCCCCGCAACCAAUCCAAGUUUUUAACCCAUCUUUUAAGGCUAAUGGUGUAUCGAGUGGUCCAAAUCAUAUAAUAGCAUGGAGUGAAGAAAAUCCAAGAGACUUACCGUCGUCUAUGCCAUUUGUAAUUGAUCUAUCAGAAAAAACGUUUCAAUUUUUAGAACGAUUAUUAAGAAUAGCAGUCGAUCAAAGCAGUACGGCGAAUAUGAAGGAAAACGAAUGUCUGGCAAUCUCAUGUUUGAAUCUCUUAAGAUUACAAGUACACGCUUGGCAAUGCGCCCGAGGUUCCACAGACGAUAUAGAGUCUCGAUCUUGGUGCGCCGGUGUGCACGCAGCUCUUGUGUCGUUGGUAGAGGGGCGAGCUGGUGCGGCCGCAGCUUCAGCCGCAAGAAGGGCGUUAGCUGCCGCUUGGCCUGUAUUAUUGCCGACGCCGCAUGUUCGCGCACAUCAUCUUAUAUCUUUACUACCUCAAGGCUCUGUAGCCGCAAGUGCAGGAGCCAGGUUUAUGACAGAGCUUUUGGUGUGGUCUUUGCUCGGCGGUGGUGGACUUAGAGACGCGUUGAAAAAUGCGCUUCAAGCAAACUCAACUGAUCCCUACAAUCAUUUGCAAUUGGACGAUGAAUUUGAUCAAGUCGACAUAGUGACCGGCCAACGCAGUCGUCCAACAACCACCAUGUCUGAUGAGACGGAAACUAUUCAUGUUGAGCCUGUAGAAGAAUAUCAAAUAAGCAAUGAAACACCAUCGGAUGGAGCAUCUGUGCCUUUGAUGCAUCUAGUCAAACAUUUAAUAAAAAAUACCACAUGUCAAACGCAAAUGCACAUGAGGUCUAUAAUGGACGGCAAUACAAGUAAAACUGACGAUCUCAAAGGGCAUGAUACAGUUAGUCCAAGCUGUGAUCUCCUCAUACGUUUUCAAAGGUUAUUAUUCUGUGAAGCCAUGUGGUCCCGUGGUGGGAGGGGUACACGCGGUGGUGUCCGUAACCUUAUGACGCAAUACGUCAAUCUCCUGUCGGAGCACGUACAGUCAACCUUAUGUUGUUUCAUUACUGCCGUACACAGAGCGGACAACACUCAACUCAAUAGUCUAUGCGAUCUCAUUAGUGCUGAUAUUGUAGGUAGGGUAGUAAGCGAAUUAGCAGUAUGGGUGUGUACGUGUGCAGCGCGCUCUGCCAUCGCUAUGUCCGAUUGUUCCACGUCAUUCAUAAAAAUAAUACGUGCGUGUGACGAAGCGGCGAAAUGCCUUCCAUCCGCACAAAAAUUAGAUGCAGAUCUUUUGGGCUGGCCUGGUUUAGUCUCCAGAAAGAACCAAGGCAAUAACCACGUUGUCAGAAAAUGUGACCUCCACAACCAUACAAAAGAAGGCGGAUCAUGGAUCAUUAUAGCUGGUUACGUAUACGACGUAGAAAACUUUGAUUGUGAGAAUGCUAGUACUGUGGAGUUAGUACGUAAAUUACGUGGCGCGGAUGCUACUGCGGCCCUUAGCGUGGACCCUCACGCUGCCUAUCUCUCACGCCUAACUGAGAAGUGUGUUGGCCUUUAUACAACACAAGUGUAUAGUCAUAAGUGUCAGGAAAGUACUUCUACCCUACGCACCCAUCAUGUUUUAUCUUCAUGUGCGUUUCAUCUAACUCUUGGUCUAUCUCAGUGUGGUUUGAAACUAGCGCGAUCUCUGCCGGUACAACAAGCUGAAAGAGAGGCAUCUUCCUAUAUAUCUGCGGUCUUCUUAAGAGGAGGACUUCAGACAUCCUGCCCUGCGAAUCCUUUUGAAGAGGAAAAAGCCGAAGCUCGCAGCGGUUCUUCCACAGGCGGUAACAGUCCAGCGAGCGAAGUACCAAUAACUAACAUGAUUCAUCCGACUUCACAAGUGUCUUUGAAAAUACGAGUUCCAAGGCUUAAUGUUAGUACGUCACCGGCGAGGGCUGACGCUCUGUUGCAGGCUUUGGCUGAACCUAAAUUACACGAUCCAUUAGCUUUACACCUAUGGUGGGCAUGUGAAAGGCGAGAAGGCUGUGCUCCACACUUUCCACCAGAACAUCCUCUAGAAGAAUUGAGAAGAGCCUUAUUGGCUGUUCUACUUUAUCACGCCGGACUCAAAGAACAUGCGUUGGCAACUGCUACUGCAGAAAUGGAAAAAGGAGAAGUGAAGCUUUCCCCAGCGAUGUCAGAAAUAGUUAAAGCGGUACAACAAAGUAAAUGGACCUUGAUGAGGACUCGACAGCAGCUAUCCAGAGGAUAUAAGGAGGUAUGCGCUGCGCCAUUAGAAAGGGCCCGAUUUUUGUUACACGAUGUUCGGGCGGCGAUCUCUCCAGCAGUAUCUGCGUUGAACUCACGCCCGCCAUCACAUCGUUCGCCCACCUCUAAAAGAAUUUUCCGUAAAGUCAUGAAGUUAUCCAAAACACCCGACUUUAAUAAGUGUAUGGAGACAACAACUAAAGAGUUAAGAAACCGACAAAACAGUUUGAGUAAAAGUAUGUUGAAAGCAACCGGAAGCUUGCUACAAGGUGAUGCACUGCUCAUCAAAUCGUCAAUUGCAAGUCAAUCAAGUAAAAAUAUCGAAGAGAACCAACUGCUUGUAAUAGAACCAAAAGGCGAUGGUGAUUUCAGUAAAGACAAAAUUAAAACGAAACUCAAAGUAAGAGUAUAUGAUAAAGAACUAAAAAAUGCAUCUAAUUACGACGAAAGCAGAAGCGAAAUUAAAGAAAAAGAUGAAACAGACAGGGAUGAUGAUAAAACUCCGACAAAUGAAAUUUCUAUGAGCUCCGUGAAUGAUAUAACGGAUAAUUCAAUUUUCAAAGAAUCUAUGGAAAGUGAGAAACAAGUGAUGCUACUAGCUGAUGAUCUCAAAAACGAACUAAUUAUUGCUGAUGAAGAAAAAGAUGAUGAUAGUUCGGAAAGGCAUAAGUUUGUUAAUGCGUGGGUGUCGCGAAUGGCUUGUGAAGAAAAAGAUUUGUACUGGCUCCUGGAAGAAGUAACGCCGGAACAACAAAAUAUAACGACGGCCAUAAUAGACUUUGUCAUUACUGAAGAACCCUGUGAUAUAGAUAUAUUAAAAAGAGCUUUAUACUGUCAGAUUCAAAGAGCGGAAAUAAGAAGAAAUGGCUAUUUUAUUAUAAACAGUAUUAUUAAUUCGUCACAAACUAUGUCUGAUAGUAUAAAGUACGCGGCUCUCAGCGGCAUUUUAGGGGCGUGUAUGGCUGACUCAGUACCACACACACAAUUAAAACCUAGUAUUCCAUUGAAAAAACCCCUGGAAGGCAUAGAAUCUGUGAUACCCUAUUUAAAGUAUAUGGUGCUUCUGGAGAAGUCUAAAUUGAUGGAUUUCAUCCUAAUUGAAUUGAAAUCUAGAGUGAUUGAAGGCGAACAAAGCCAACCGUUACCAUUGAAAAUGAGUGCGAAUUAUGGUGCACAUGCGUUGUUAAACAAACCGGCACGGGCGAGGUUCCUGAUAAUUCUUUUAUCCCUCCUCAUUGAGGGUUGUCAAGGUCCAGAGUUAGAACAGCUAAUUAACGGUGGAGCCCUUAGUUCCUGUCUUACUUUGCUCAAGCAAAUUGGAGGCGACACAUCUCAGCACGCAUCGCUUAUUUGCCACGGAACUAAAUCAAGAGCUGAUUGCUUGAUAAUAUACGAGGAUGAGAGACUCGGGGCUAGAGCGAGAGGUGCUUCACUCUCUGGACCAGAGCUAGCAUCUUUAAUGAAGAUUGGGACGCGAGUGGUUCGCGGUAAAGACUGGAAGUGGGGUGAUCAGGACGGUGUACCAGGUGGUGAAGGGCGUGUAAUAGGUGAAUUAGGUGAAGAUGGGUGGGUGCGAGUAGCGUGGGACGCUGGAGGUACCAAUUCAUACCGUAUGGGGAAAGAGGGCAAGUACGAUCUCAAACUGGCUCGUUCUCCCUCUCCACCGCCUUCUGUGGAUGAAACCGUGCAGGGGUCGCCGGAGAUGACUCAAGACUGGUGGCCAGUGAGCGAAGUCCGUGCGGCUUGCACUAGCGCAGUACGUGCAAUGUGCGCGGGAGUGGGAGCUAGAAGAGGUGUAGGCGGUUACAGCGUUACUGCUAGACGAAACGUUGCUGCCCUGCAGAGGCGGUUACUGGCACUCGCACAUGCGCAUGUGUCACCUCCACCCACUGCGUUUGCUGGACAUUUGCAUACUUCAUUGGCUUUGUUGAGAGCGAGCGCUCAGACUUUGGAAAUGAGAAUAUCCCUCUGUACAGACUCGUGGUUUGAAUUGUGCUACAGCAUUAUAUCACCAAAUGACAAACCAAUCACACAAGAUUUGAUAUAUUUGCAGAUCCAAGCCUUAUGGCUUCUUCGUAGUGUGCUAUCCGAACAUAAUGGUCCAAUAGAAUGGCGUCGUACUGUCUCCGCACAACUAAUAGCACUUGCUGGUCGUCUAUGGCUAGAGACUCAUACGGCCGAUCCGGCCUUAAGGCUCAGUUCACACUACACACAGAUGCCCGCGCAUAUGGACGAGGAGGAAGUCGAUAACAGAUGGCGUGCGCCUGCGACAUCUAGUUACACGGGCGCAACGUGUGCGGCUAUAAUAAGUCUGUUAAGGCAACUACACACAAUACAGCAGUGGCACGGUCCCAUCACAAGCCUGCUUUUGGAGAAAAUGCAGAUGGCUGCUCAAAUGAUAACGAAUGAUUGGCAUUGGUGGCCACAUGCUAGUCAAGAUUUGGCGCAAACCUUAAAACCAGCUCCUCCCUCGCUCAAUACUUGUUUAAUAGCUGGUGCUUUGGGCGUGGUGGGUGGUAUGGAAUGGAGAUUGCGUUUAGGACAGCGAGUGUGUGCGGGAUCCCCUCCGCGUAAUGCGGUCAUAACACAACUUUCUACACGCGCUAAGAUCACUUUAGUUCACGAUGAUAAUUCGACUACUAAGACGGAUCUAAACAGUGUACAAAGUAUAGAAUGUGAGAAACUGUCUCAUCCGCUAGUUGGCGGUGAAAGUGCUCUACGAGUGUGUGCAGCGUUAUUGGGCGCUGGACCACAGGCUUCGCCGAUGCAUCCACAUCAUUUGCCGGCGGAUAUUGACGUAUAUGGUUUGAGAAGACAGCAAAUGGAACUGCUCACAUUAUCCGCCGUACGAGGCUUACUGACUACGCGGACUCGACUACGAAAUGUAUUAAUGCAACCUCCGGAUAACUCCACAGGAUCUCUAGAAAGAACUGGAAACUCACUUGGCACAGAAGGCACUUUACUACGUCGUCUACUAGCACUAGCAACUCGGCCUAGUCCUUUAGCCGCGUCACACACACCCAAAGAACUCGGCGUAGCCGCAUUGGCUAUAGCACAACAACUGGCUGCACAUGUUUCUAAUGACGAAAAAGAUUUCGAAUCUCCUCCAGAAAUUCCUUUAAUAGACAAAAGUAACAUAAUGCAAAUAUCUGCGGGUCCUUCUACGAGUACAGCGUCACUAUCUCGAAAAGACCUCAAUACGUGGGCUAAUUCUGCACAAGUCCAACAAGUCAUAGAGAUGGGAUUCUCCAGACAUGCAGUGUACUCAGCCAUACAGACACUGGGUGGUACAAGUCUACCAUCCGUCGAAGCAUUAGUAGCAUACCUCUUAGAACUACCACAGCAAGGUAUGGACGACUCAGUCUUUGAACCGAAAUCUCAGUCAAAAGAGAAGAAACAGACGCCAUACCGUUGGAGAAGUUGCUUUGCGUCUGAGGAUGAAUACGCUCAGUACUUAUCAGAUAUUAUAACACCCGGAAUGACUGUACGGUGUUGCAAGGCCUUUGAAAAUAUCGCGUUGGGUGAUGUGGGGCAAGUGCAAAAGGUUGAACGUGAUAUUAAGCAAAACGUGUAUCUACAUAUCGAAUGGCGUGGCCUAGGUCGAGUUUCGGGUAUUCGAGCGCUUAACGCUGAAGUAGUAUCGGGCGCACCGCCGUUUACCGCAGGCGAUCGCGUACGUGUACGUUCAGCUGUCACGCAACCAAGAUAUAAGUGGGGGUGUAUUGAUCACUCCAGUGUCGGCACUGUUACAGCUAUAUCCAGCAAUGGUCGAGACUUAACAGUUGAUUUUCCUCAACAACCUGGAUGGACUGGUCAAGUCAGUGAAAUGGAAUUAGUGACGGAUCAAUCGGAAUGGGGUGAAAGUGCUGGUGGCACUACCGUAGGUUGGCGUGGGGCCGUACGAGCGGCGCGAGUUUCAUCUUGUCGUUCAGGUGCAGGUGCGCGUCGCUUAUUAGACUCGCAGCCGCACACCUAUUGGCAGAGCUCUACUGGCACUGGACAGCAUUGGAUUCGCAUCGAAAUGCGGAGUGGCGUACGUAUACGUCGAUUAGGGUUGGGCGUGGCUGGCGGUGUGCAUGCUCCCUCAGCCUUAUCAGUACGGGCGGGUUCGAGCUUCGAGGACUCCGCAUUAGCGCCACUUGCAGCAGUGCCUUGUGCGCCUGCGCCGCCCUCAAGAGAUAGACCGCCUACGCAUUUAGCUCAGAUACAGUUACUAUCGGACUGCAAGCAGUGUUAUCCAUGCAUCGAAAUUGGGAUAAAACAAAAUCGCAACGUAAAUGCUGAUUGUCGUGUCUAUGGUCUUUACAUUACUGGAUUUAGACCGAAUCCACUUUACACCGAUAUAUUGUCUAGUAUGAACUUUAUUGCCGAGGAUUGGAUGGAGAAAGAUCCGCCUACAGGUGCCUUACCCACUGAUAAUAACGUGCCAUCUGUACAACCGGACUGUCCAAAAGUUUACGUAUGGGGACUCAACGAUAAAGACCAGUUAGGAGGAGUAAAGGGUUCAAAAGUGAAAGUACCGAUAUUCUCACCGGGGCUAAGUGCUUUACGGCCGGUACACAUUGCCGGUGGCUCCAAAACAUUAUUUAUUGUGUCACACGAUGGAAAGCUAUUUGUAUGCGGAGAAGGGACUAAUGGACGGCUGGGUUUGGGGCAUAGUAACAAUGUAUCUACGCCUCGAGCAAAUCCAUACCUUUCACACGUACUUGUAAGGCGAGUCGCGGUACACUCUGGUGGAAAACACGCUUUGGCACUCACUGCUGAUGGAAAGGUGUACUCCUGGGGUGAAGGAGAAGAUGGCAAGUUGGGUCACGGGAACCGUUUAACUUUAGAAGCUCCUCGACUAAUAGAAUCUCUGGCGGGCGAACGGGUCGUUAACAUUGCAUGCGGAUCCGCUCACAGCGCGUGUGUAACAGCACGAGGGCAUUUGUAUACAUGGGGCAUGGGAGAAUAUGGAAGAUUGGGACACGGAGAGGAUAAUACGCAGCUAUCACCUAAAAUGGUGGAGGCGUUAGCUGGUUUCAGAGUGAUCCAAGUGGCGUGUGGAUCACGUGACGCACAAACGUUAGCGCUCACUGCGUGUGGAAAAGUAUUCUCAUGGGGUGAUGGUGAUUUUGGAAAAUUAGGUCGUGGUGGCUCAGAUGGUUGCGCUGUACCGAUGAAUGUUGAGAGAUUAAAUACACUAGAUGUCGUUCAAGUGGAGUGUGGCGCUCAGUUCAGCUUGGCGUUAACACGUGAUGGAGAGGUUUGGACAUGGGGCAAAGGUGACUAUUUCCGUUUGGGUCAUGGGUGUGACGCACACGUCCGUCGCCCAACGCUAGUAGAGGCGUUACGAGGCAAACGGGUCAUACACGUAGCCGUUGGGGCGCUACAUUGUCUGGCUGUUACUAGUGAUAAUCAGGUAUGGGCGUGGGGCGAUAACGAUCACGGUCAACAAGGUAACGGUACAACUUGUGUGAACCGUCGACCGGCUUUAGUAGCGGGAGUCGAAGGUGUUCAAAGGGCAGCUGCUGGCUCCUCGCAUUCUGCCGCUUGGGCGAUUCGUCCUCCAUUACAAGCGGAUGUUACUACGCCCCAUGUUGCUCCAUUGCCGUUCCCAUCGCUGAAAGAUCCACUUGGAGCUCAUAGCCUUGGCCUUUACGCUGAAGAAAAUAACAUAGAAGAAUCACAAAGUGCGCGACCAUCCCUCGCAGCUGCGGCAUUGACCUUGGAGCCACCAGUUGCUGUUCAACAUGCAUUAUCUCUCAUUCUAUUGGCUUUACACAUCACACAGGCACGCUGUCUGCUUGUCGAAGCAUUGAGAGCACACGAAGUAUGCACAAGUGCUCCGUCAGUGGGUUUGGAGACCGAAGAAGAUGAUACAGAAGCUGAUGCUCGUACUGGUGGAGGAGAAGCACCGGCUGAUAGAGCUACGUUACCGAGUGGAGCAAGCACUCCUUUGAGUGGGUCGAUAUCAUCCCGGCAUUCGGCUGUGAUGUCAUCUAGCGCUGUUUCCGUUGCAGCAGCUACGAUGACAGUUCAACAAUCUGAAGCACCCAAGGUGGAAUUGGAUGACUUCACUUCGCAACUUGGCGAAUCCGAUGCGAGGGCUUUAGUGGAUCUUUUGAAAUUGGCUGCAGCUGGACGGAUCCCCGAGGCUAAUAAUGCUGUUAAAGUUAUCACUGAUGUUCUUAUGGCUUUGUGCGCCAGAUCUGCGAGCAUAGCAGAUAUGGUAGUGGAAGUGUGUGUGUGUGAGCUCGAAGAAGCUGCAGCUGGGGGUGGGCGCGCUCCUCCCUUGCCCGUUACCGUUGAUAGCCCGCAUCCCUAUGCAGAUGAUACUGAUAUAUCAGGCGUUGUCAAAAUCCCCGGAGCCUCUUCUCUCAGAGUUUCCUUCGAACAAGGUUGUUCUACGGAGCGACGAAACGACCCUCUUACAAUAUCUGAUGCAGCUGGUCGAGUUUUGGCUACGAGAUCUGGAAGGGAACCCACUGAUUGGGCACAGGAAGUUAUUGUUAAUGGUGAUGAAUUACGCUGGAGGUUCACUAGCGACGGUUCAGUUAAUGGUUGGGGCUGGCGCUUUACGGUACACCCGAUUUUACCGACACACACUCCUUCUGAAAGCGGCACUGACCGAUACGUUUUAUCGUGUCCAUCAGUGGAGCUAGCUUGGCGUCUGUUGGAUGGUCCUUUACUGUCCGCCAUUUCUAAUGACCACCAACUCGCCCCACGAUUGGCACAAGCGCUUGCCAUCUGUGCACAAAUGCCUACUUUAACGUGGCGUGCGCGCGUUUGGUGCGUACGUCGUUUACGAGGGGUUGUAUGCGGAGGGGAAGGAGAGCCGACAGCCGGUACUCCUCCAGCAUUACAACAUUUACCGCAGCUGUUACAAGCGCAGUAUGAACACGAAGAACCGGCGCUAAGGACUGGCACACAUCUUAUGCACACACACUAUUUGAAGGAACUGGCAUGGCUAGCGUGCGGUCUACGUGUAGACACUCGAGUAUGCAAUGGCACAGAUGCGGCCCGAUGGGCGUGGUUUAAGCGGUACUGUUUAUGUGUACGCACUGCGGACGCAUUAUUACGUCGGGCGUCCCUCCCUCUACCCUUUCUUACGGAUGUACGCAAAAGACUAGCUGAUCUAGGUGUAUAUACAGAAGAAGGCUCCAGUGAUAGCGCUUGGGAGGAUAAUGCGAAGUUUACGAGGCAACACGACGAACAGUUACUUCAUUGGGUCAAUAAACGUCCUGAAGACUGGACCGGUUGGUGGAACGGUGGUUCUCGAGGUUGUGCGGUAUACGGCUGGGGUCACAAUCAUCGGGGGCAGUUGGGAGGGGUCGAAGGGGCUAAGGUUCGGUCGCCAACGCCCUGCCACGCCCUUGCCAGCCUCAAUCCAAUGCAAUUAGUGGGUGGGGAACAAACUUUGUUCGCGGUGACUCCUGAUGGGAAGGUGUAUGCUACUGGAUACGGCGCAGGAGGACGGUUGGGCAUUGGAGGCAUAGAUUCCGUGUCACAACCUACAUUACUUGCAUCUCUUCAACACGUGUUUAUUACUAAAGUGGCUUGCAAUUCGGGCGGUAAGCAUUGUCUAGCUCUUUCGUCCGAUGGUGAUGUGUACAGUUGGGGUGAAGGCGAAGACGGAAAACUUGGCCAUGGCAACAGAGUAAGCUACGAUCGCCCCAAAUUAAUAACGUCCCUCUCUGGUCUGGAAGUAGUGGCUAUAGCGUGCGGAGGUGCACAUUCAGCCUGUCUCACGGCACGGGGACGAAUUUACACCUGGGGCAAGGGACGUUACGGCCGAUUAGGGCAUGGGGACUCGGAAGAUCAGCUCGUGCCAAAAAUGGUUGAAGCGCUCGUAAAUUACCGCGUAGUUGACGUAGCAUGUGGGUCGGGUGACGCACAAACUCUUUGUAUUACGGACGACGAUAACGUCUGGUCUUGGGGAGACGGAGACUACGGAAAACUUGGUCGUGGUGGGUCAGAAGGCUGUAAAUUACCGAUGCGCAUAGAUUGUCUAAAAGGCCUACGAGUCAUCAAAGUAGAGUGUGGCUCGCAAUUCUCAGUUGCGCUUUGUCAGUGUGGUAGCGUCUAUACUUGGGGUAAAGGCGACUACCACAGACUAGGGCACGGAAGCUACGAUCACGUUAGACGACCGAUGCGCGUUACGGGAAUGCAGGGGAAAAUGAUCGUGUCUAUAGCCACCGGCAGUUUGCACUGCGUAGCGUGUACUGAUACAGGCGAAGUCUAUACUUGGGGAGAUAACGACGAAGGACAAUUGGGAGAUGGUACGACCGUUGCUGCACAAAGACCAAGGCUUUUGGCUGCUAUGCAGGGUAAGCGUAUAACCAAAGUGGCAUGCGGUAGUGCUCAUACAGUGGCAUUGUGCAUUGAAGCGCCACGAGCCCCUCGUGCUCCGCCCUCGCCACCCUUGGAGUGCCAUUUACUGAGAGACAUGUCGCCACAACGCAUGUGUCAUAGAUUGGUAUUACUUCACCAGUUCUCUGAGCUCGUUUGUCCAAACUUGCCGCUGCUAAUACUGGAUGGACCGUUUGAUCAACUACGAACUAUGCUGUUUUAUAGCGUUAAAGAAGCUGCUUUUAGAAAGGCCAUAAUGACAACAAUGGUGCGUGAACGUCAACACGGUCCCGUAGUAGAAUUAUCCCGAGUAGCGGCAAGGCGUGCGAGACGUGGUGGGUCGGGACUAGCUGGACCGGCGGGAAUGAGGUCUGUCUUUGGUCAAAUGGUAGCAAGAUUGCCAGCGUUGACUCAGGAUGCAUUGGCAUUGCCACAUCGCGUUUGGAAGGUCAAAUUUGUAGGUGAAAGUGUAGACGACUGUGGCGGUGGUUACAGUGAGAGUAUUGCAGAAAUGUGUGAAGAGUUACAAAACGGCUCUUUACCGCUACUCAUGGCCACGCCCAACGGCCGCGGCGACGCAGGCGCAUCUAGAGACGCCUUUUUGCUUAACCCCAUAGCGAAUACGCCAUUGCAUCUUAAUUGUUUUAGAUUUUUGGGUGUGUUAAUGGGUAUCGCUAUCCGUACUGGCUCUCCGUUGUCCCUUUCAUUGGCGGAAGGGGUGUGGCGACAACUUGCCGGUCAGCCCUUACGUCCACAAGACUUAGCUGAAGUUGAUAAGGAUUUCCUACCAGCACUUCUGUGUAUACGAGAUAUGACACCUAAUAAUAAGGAGCUUCAAAACUUGGAGCUACCAUUCUCGAUACCCUCAGCAGCAGGUCAUGAAGUACCACUAUCGACGCGACACAAACGGGUCACACCGCACAAUAAGGAUGAAUACGUUCAACUGGCAUUACAUUACAGACUUCACGAAUUCGACGAGCAAGUACGCGCAGUCCGUGAUGGUAUAUCCCGCGUAGUGCCAGCGCCCUUAUUGGCUUUAUUCACCGCUAACGAACUUGAGACGUUGGUUUGCGGCUCGCCUGAUAUACCCGUGCACGCACUACGGGCCUCUGCUACGUAUAAAGGCGUCGAACCAAAUGCCCCUCUGGUACAAUGGUUCUGGGAGGUAAUGGAAGAAUUGUCUGGAAGUGAGCGCGCUUUAUUCCUUCGCUUCGUAUGGGGACGUACGCGUUUGCCUCGUGCGCCUCAAGAUCCACGACAGAGGGACUUUGUAUUGCAGGUGCUUGACAAAUACCAACCUCCAGACCACUUCCUGCCUGAGAGCUACACAUGUUUCUUCCUUCUCAAGAUGCCAAGAUAUUCCUGUAAAACUGUAUUACGAGAGAAAUUAAGAUACGCAAUUCAUUUCUGCAAGAGCAUAGACACAGAUGAAUACGCACGCGUGGCCCUUAGUGCCGCCGAACGAGUUUCGUCCGAAGAGUCCGACACCGAGGAACCGCCCGCAUCUACGAAUCCACCGCCACUUUACUCACUUACUAGAACACCAACCUGGCUUUAG
Molecule: messenger RNA, 14400 nt
Organism: Pieris macdunnoughi
Lineage: Eukaryota; Metazoa; Arthropoda; Insecta; Lepidoptera; Pieridae
Source: the annotation of a GenBank genome assembly